CUGCUGACCAGGAUGACCAAAGCGCGGCUGUUCCGUCUUUCGGUGGUGGUGGGCUCUGUUUUCAUGAUCCUGCUGAUUAUCGUGUACUGGGAUAACGUGGGAACGGCUCACUUCUACCUACACACAUCCUUCUCCAGGCAUCAUGGGGUGCUUCCUACUGUUGUUAAGGAUGACGGCCGAGGCUCUCUGUCGGACGUCGAUGAGUUUUUAGAGAAACUCCUGACUUCUGAACUGAGGGACCGUGUCAACCGGAAAACGGAGCAACCGCCUUUGCAGGCUUCGAGCCGGCCUGUUGUCAACAACUUGGAGGAGAAUGUGAGAGGUUAUGACUGGUCUACUCGUGAUGCCCGAACGAUGCUGGACCAAGAGAAGAUACAGGCCGAGAGAAGGAAGACUCUGAGGGAAUUCUGUGCCAAUUCCAGCUUUGCCUUCCCGACCAAGUACCGCUCGUUUGAGGACAUUCCCAACUACGAGCUGAACCACCUGAUAGUCGACGACCGUCAUGGCGUCAUUUAUUGCUACGUCCCCAAAGUGGCAUGCACCAACUGGAAGCGGGUGAUGAUUGUGCUGAGCGAGAGCUUAAUGGACCAGGGUGUCCCUUACGUCGACCCCUUGGAUAUCCCCCGCGAGCACGUCCACAACUCCAGCACUCACUUCACCUUCAACAAAUUUUGGCGCCGCUACGGCAAGUUCUCCCGCCACCUCAUGAAGAUCAAGCUGAAGAAAUAUACCAAGUUCCUCUUUGUCCGCGACCCCUUCGUCCGGCUCAUCUCGGCCUUCCGCAGCAAAUUCGAGCUGGAGAACGAGGAGUUCUACCGCCGGUUCGCUAUCCCGAUGCUGAAGCUCUACUCCAAUCACACCAGUGUUCCUACCUCGGUUGGCGAGGCCUUCGAAGCGGGCCUCAAGGUUUCUUUUUCAGAUUUCAUCCAGUAUUUACUGGACCCUCGGACGGAGAAGCUGGCCCCUUUCAACGAGCACUGGAGGCAAGUGUACCGCCUCUGCCACCCGUGCCAAAUGGAGUAUGACUUUAUCGGCAAGCUGGAGACCUUGGAUGAAGAUGCAGCUCACCUGCUGCAGCUUCUCAAGGUGGAUCGUCUCCUCCGCUUCCCUCCCAGCUAUCGGAACAGGACAGCCAGUAGCUGGCAGGAAGACUGGUUUGCCAAAAUCCCCGUGGCAUGGAGGCAGCAGCUGUACAAGCUUUACGAAGCGGACUUUGUACUCUUCGGCUACCCCAAACCUGAACACUUGCUUAAAACCUGAACGAGACU
This is a messenger RNA of Euleptes europaea (tarantolino), 1268 nucleotides long. It is a transcript of the gene CHST12, whose product is annotated as carbohydrate sulfotransferase 12. NCBI's taxonomy places the organism in Eukaryota, Metazoa, Chordata, Lepidosauria, Squamata, Sphaerodactylidae. Gene Ontology annotation, cellular component: membrane. Gene Ontology annotation, biological process: proteoglycan biosynthetic process; carbohydrate biosynthetic process. The coding region runs from base 13 to 1260 and encodes 415 amino acids. The transcript has a single exon. Gene Ontology annotation, molecular function: sulfotransferase activity. The record is from RefSeq and is a predicted model, not a curated record.